Messenger RNA from Punica granatum (pomegranate), 2808 nucleotides. Lineage: Eukaryota; Viridiplantae; Streptophyta; Magnoliopsida; Myrtales; Lythraceae. The record is from RefSeq and is a predicted model, not a curated record.
AUGACCGAUGCAAGCGACUACGCUAUAGGAGCUGUUUUGGGGCAACGAAUGGAUAAACGCAGCCAUGUGAUCUAUUAUGCCUCCAAACCUUGGGAUGCAGCGCAGCGCAACUACUCGACCACAGAGAAGGAGCUUUUGGCCAUUGAAUUUGACUUAGAGAUCAAGGAUAGGAAAGGAUCUGAGAACUCUGUGGCAGACCACCUGAGCCGACUUGUGCGAGAUGAGGAACCCCUUCCUAUCUCCGACUCCUUCCCAGAUGAACACCUCUUUCACGUGCAAGGAGAAGAACCCUGGUAUGCCGAUUUGGUAAACUUCAUUGUAACAGCAAAAGCUACUCGGACUAACGAUGCUAAAGUUGUUGUAGGAUUCUUGAAGUCUAACAUCUUUAGCAGGUUUGGAAUUCCACGAGCCAUCAUAAGCGAUCAAGGAACCCACUUUUGCAAUCGCUCCGUCGAAGCAUUGAUGAAGAAGUAUGGAGUCCAUCACCGUGUAGCCACCACGUACCAUCCUCAAUCCAAUGGCCAAGCCGAGGUGUCCAACCGGGAAGUUAAGAGCAUUUUAGAGAAGACGGUCAACCCAUCAAGGAAGGAUUGGAGUUUGAGAUUGGAUGAUGCGCUUUGGGCCUACAGAACUGCGUAUAAAACUCCAAUAGGAAAAUUGUCCAAGAAAAGAAUUGAAGGCAAUUUGAUGCAUGUUCGGGAUGAAUUGGAGACCAUUGAAGUAUCUAGAUGGAACUGCAAGGAUACAAGGACUUCUGUUUUUCUGUGGAGAGAAACUGGGAGAGGAGGCUGGCGGCUGCGGAGUGUUCCUCAACGAUCAUCAGUUUUCAUGGAUCCCUGCAUAGCCAUGCGUGCUAAUUUGUUUCGUUUGACUGAGAACGGAAACCUCACGGUUGGUUGUGAGGAGCAGAGGAGCAUCUCAGCGCUAAUUCUGUCCAAUAGCAGCAUAUCAGAUAUCAUCCCUAACUGGUUUUACAACAGUUCUUCAAACAUUGAAGGUCUGGAUUUGUCGAAAAAUGAGUUGAUUGGACAAAUUCAAGAAAGAUUUGAUGAUAUGAUGCCAAAAUUACUCAACGGGACUCUUACAGGAAAGUGCUUAAGUGGCGGCAUUCCUGUUUCUCUGUGCAAGAUGAAAGACUUGUUUGUGCUCGACCUCUCAAACAACCAGCUAUCGGGAACACUCCCCGACUGGUGGAAGAGCUUACGACAGCUAGGUGGACUAAACUUGGGAAAGAACAAUCUCAGUGGCAAGAUUCCAACAUCCAUGCGCUCCCCACCGCUCACGUUUCUGGGACUACACGAUAAUGAUUUCCACGGGAUUCUUUCAAGAUGUUUGAGCAAUAUGACUUCCUUGUAUGUGCUUGAUCUGAGUCGAAAUGAAUUAUCUGGUCGGGUUCCCUCCUGCAUUGGUCAAUUGUUUCAGUUAAUUGUGCUGAAUCUUGAGUCCAAUACCUUCUGCCAAAGUCCGGGUUUAAGCCUAGCACAGAACAGAAUUUCAGGAAUCAUUUCGCUCUGCUUUGACAACUUAACCAUCUUGGCUGACCCAAAAUCUGCCAUUUUUGGGUUUUACAGGUGCCCAGCUAUGUACGUUAAAAGAGACUCAUAUCUUGGGAAUGAUGGACUCUGUGGGCCUCCGCUUUCAAAGAAUCGCCCGGGAGAUCAUGAGCAGUCUGAUAUUCAUAAACAGAUUGGUGAUGAGUCAGAUGGCAGAGAUGAAUCCUAUACUCGUUGGUUAUAUGCGGCCAUUGCUCGGGUGACACUGGCAAGUUCCAACAAUGAAGCUGGCACAACCAUAGUCAUUGUAAAGCGAGCUAGUUCCGCAAGCUCAACCUGCAUCAAGACAGAGAGGGAAGCUCUCCUGAGAUUCAAGCAAGUGCUGGUUGAUUACUCAAACUGCCUUUCAUCCUGGACCGAAGAAGACUGUUGCUCAUGGGAGGGAGUCAGGUGCAGCGAGAGCAAUCUGUGUCAGUUGUCUGAGUUGAGACUGGCAUACAACAGCUUCCAUGGAGACAUUUAUAAAAUAUUAGGUGAUUCUUCUGCUUGCUUCCAUGAUACUUUGAGCAUUCUAAAUCUUGGAAACAACAAUGUCAGCGGCCAUUUGGGGAAUGAGAUCGGGUCUUUCAAGAAUUUAGAAUUCAUUGACCUGUCCAAGAACUCGGUUGAGGGUCUAAUUCCAACAACCCUGGGUCAAUUGCAGUCUCUAAAGUAUUUGAAUCUCAGAGAAAACAAACUGUCUGGUAGCAUUCCAAGAGGUAUUGGACAGCUUUCCAAUCUAUACACACUGGACGUUUCCAACAAUCACUUGAACGGAGUGGUGACUGAAGUUCACUUGGCUAACCUCACGAGCUUGACCAGAUUGGAUAUAUCAAUGAACGAGUUGGCAGUCUCUAUUAAUCCUGCAUGGACUGCUCCAUUUCAACUCAAGUACAUCGGAAUGUCGAAUUGCAGAGCCGGUCCGCAAUUCCCUACAUGGCUUCAAUCGCAGAGACAUAUUUCUGGGUUGGAUUUGUCCAAUACCAGCAUAGCCACCAUAAUUCCUUACUGGCUUUCCAAUAUUUCGUCUGUCAUUAAAUCCUUGGAUUUGUCGAAGAACAGGCUGACAGGAAACAUUCCGGGUGGAUUUGGAGAUACAAUGGCAGAACUUGAGGCAUUGUCCCUUUCUGACAAUUUCUUGAAUGGCAGCAUUCCAGAUUCUUUUUGCAAGAUGAAGGAGUUAAUCUUACUAGACCUCUCAAAUUGUUGGGGUUUAUUCUUCAGCAAUCAGCUAAGGUAUAAAGCAGCAGCAGACUGCAGUAGCAGCAGAGUGUAG